AUGUCAGCUAGUGUCGACGAACUGACCUGCAGAUUCGUUGGCAGAAAUGGAAAGAAAUAUGAAAUACAUGCUAAUAUUACGGAGACAUACCCCAACACACCUCCUGUAUGGUUUGCAGACAGUGAGGAUCCCAUUGUGACGAAUGCAGUCCAGAUCCUGAGUAAUACACAAGGCAGGGACAAUCAUGUUAUAAACCAGGUCGGUAUAUUGUUGAGAGAACUAUGCAAGUUACACGGUGUUCCAGAGCCUCCAGACUUGGAUUCUUUGUCACUGCCAGUGCAUCCAGCACCACAACAGAGAGUACCAAGUGUAACGUCAAAUGGAGCAGAGUCUGGUACUGAAGAAGAUGAAGAAAUGCCUGGAGAGGAAGAUGAAUCUGAGGGGGAGGAUGACUUGCCACUAGAAAUGGUCGAUGAUGCUGGACGCAGCAAUAAGGACGACAUGGAAACAGAACACUUAGCUACAUUGGAGCGGCUUAGACAAAACCAGCGGCAGGAUUACCUGUCAGGCAGUGUGUCGGGCAGUCUGCAAGCCACUGAUAGACUUAUGAAGGAGCUCCGAGACAUAUACCGCUCUCACUCCUUUAAGAAUAAUAUGUAUUCUAUUGAGUUAGUAAAUGAUUCCCUCUACGAGUGGAACAUAAGACUACGAUCAGUGGAUCCAGACAGUCCGCUGCAAAAUGAUCUACUAUUGUUAAAGGAGAAAGAGGGCAAGGACUCAAUACUGCUCAAUAUCAUGUUCAAAGAGACUUAUCCCUUCGAACCGCCCUUCGUUCGUGUUGUUUACCCUAUUAUAUCAGGAGGAUACGUGUUGGUGGGCGGUGCGAUAUGCAUGGAGCUGCUGACGAAGCAAGGUUGGUCGUCGGCGUACACAGUAGAGGCCGUGAUCAUGCAGAUCGCGGCGACGCUGGUGAAGGGCAAGGCGCGGAUCCAGUUCGGCGCCACCAAGGUCGUGUCGCAGUCGCAGUACAGCCUCGCGCGCGCGCAGCAGAGCUUCAAGUGCCUCGUGCAGAUACACGAGAAGAAUGGAUGGUUCACACCCCCAAAAGAGGAUGGCUAA
Arctia plantaginis is the source of this 1059-nucleotide messenger RNA. Lineage: Eukaryota; Metazoa; Arthropoda; Insecta; Lepidoptera; Erebidae. The record is from the annotation of a GenBank genome assembly.